AUGGUGGACAUCGUGGACAUUCUUGGCAAGUUUGGCACCUACCACGCCCUCACAGUGUUUCUGGUCGUGCUAAGGGCCUUUCCCACGGCCUGGACGAACAUGCUGACGCCUAUGAUCGCUCCUGAUAUGGGCCACUGGUGCGCACGGCCACCCGACGCGGCAUGGGCCAACCUCAGCGCCGACGAGUGGAAGUCACUGGCCAUUCCUGUGGCAGAAGAUGGUUCGUUUGCAAAGUGCGAGAUGUUCCUGGUGUCCGUCGUCAACGGCACACUCACCGUGGACAGGAACGUGACGACUGCGUGCACCGGUUGGGAGUACGACACGUCGGUUUACGAAAGCACAAUCGUCAAUGCGUGGGAUCUCGUAUGUAGCCGAGGCUGGCACCGAUCCCUGGCGCAGAGCAUCGUCAUGGCUGGAGCGCUUGUUGGAGUCCUUGGUUUUGGAGAAAUGUCUGACUGCUUCGGCCGAAAGCCGACCUUCUUCACCUGUGUCCUGGUUGUAUUCGUCUUCGGGUCGCUGUCUUCCCUUGCCCCUGGAAUCGCGUGGUUCAACGCCGGACGCUUCCUGCUCGCCGCUGGGAUUGCCGGUUGCCAAGCCACCACUGUUUCUUUGUUGAUGGAAAUAAUGCCUCCGAAGUUCCGCAUGAUGAUGAACGUCGGGUUUGGGAUUGGAUACACGAUUCCGCUGCUCCUUCUACCACUGCUAGCGUACUACCUCAGCAGCUGGUCCUACCUGCAGCUGGCGACUGGCCUGUCCGCAUUAAUGAUGGUACCCUUCUGGUUCAUUCUCCAAGAAUCUCCCCGGUGGCUGAUGACCAAAGGACGCCUCGAAAGCGCCGAAUAUUCCAUAGUGAAAAUUUUAAAGAUCAACCGGAGGCCUGUUCCUGAUAUGGACCAGGUUAUGAACGAGCUUGUGCUUCAUUCUAAAGCGGAGACCAAACAGAACACCUUCAUGUUCAUCGACUUCUUUAGAACCCCGAAGAUGAGACGAAACACCAGCGCACUGUUUAUUAUAUGGGCUUUGGGGUCCUUCGUAUACUACAACGUGGUGCUAUCGGCUACCAAGGUUCCGGGCAACCCGUACCUCAACUACGCCAUCUCCUCCUCCAUCGAGAUCCCUGCCGCGCUUUUAGGCCUUUUUGUGGCCACACGCUGGAGCCGACGCAAGUCUCAAUCCAUCUUCCUAGUUCUUGCCGGGCUGUCCGUUCUGCCAAUGCCUUUCUUGUCCAUAGCUAGUAUGCCCUGGCUGAGCAUCACUUCCAAUGUUCUGCUCCGCUUCUUUAUACUGAGUGCCGGGUUCAUCAAGUGGAUCAUGGUCCUCGAGGUGUUCCCGACUACAGCUCGUAGCUUCGGCUUCGCAUGCUGCAUGACGUGCUCUCGGUGUGGUGCAAUCUUGGCUCCCUUCCUCAGAGACCUGGGAGAGGUGACAGACCCCGUGGUGGUGCCCCCUCUUGUUCUUGGUGCAUUUUCCCUCUUGGGUGCGGGACUGACGCUGCUACUUCCCGAGACGCUCAACAAACCUCUUCCGGACACGUUCUACGAAGCCGAAAGCAUCAGCAAGUAA
Molecule: messenger RNA, 1563 nt
Organism: Ixodes scapularis (black-legged tick)
Lineage: Eukaryota; Metazoa; Arthropoda; Arachnida; Ixodida; Ixodidae
Product: organic cation transporter protein
Exons: 9
Coding region: 1-1563 (520 amino acids)
Biological process (GO): transmembrane transport
Cellular component (GO): membrane
Molecular function (GO): transmembrane transporter activity
Source: RefSeq, a predicted model, not a curated record